AAAGCGUGAUUCAUUUUUACAUCGAAGAUUUUUUUAAACGUAUAAUUUAGACUUUUCACUAUUUUGAAAGCUUUGUUAUGAAUAUUUAAGAAAAGAGAUUAGACAUUAAACAACACCUGUAGCCGUUGGUCUGAUUGGUCCUGAGGCGCUGAAGAGAGAAUCUUAAAUUGGCGCCGAUUCUCCGCCCCACCGAUCACGCGCUCAUCUAAUCCAGCGGGACCAUAGCACGAGUUCAAGCUCAAUCCAAUAAAUCUGGCUACUUUAAUCUCUUAAACAGGCUGAGGAGGUUUGAUCCAUUUAACCUCAAUCUUCUACGUUCAUUAUUUGAUCUGUGAGGGACGAAUGUACCUUGUUCGACUGAACGAGAAAUGAAUUCAUUAUUAAGGGAACGUUUCUCAAGGAAUUUGUCCUUUCCUCCCACCACACUGAAACUGAUGUCUUUGGAGGAGGCAAAUUUUAGCUGUCGCUUCAGUGAGGAAUUCAAAUAUAUCCUACUACCUGUGUCAUACUCAUUGGUGUGUUUCCUGGGACUGGCACUAAACUCUGUGGCACUGUGGAUGUUCAUUACUAAGAUGAGGCCCUGGAACACCUGUACAGUGUAUAUGUUUCAUCUGGCUCUGUCAGACACACUCUAUGUGCUCUCCUUGCCAAUGCUCAUAUAUUACUAUGCAAACCGCAACCAUUGGCUAUUUGGUGUUUUCCUCUGUAAGGUUGUGCGCUUCCUUUUCUAUGCCAACUUGUACUGCAGCAUCCUUUUCCUCACUUGCAUCAGUGUGCACCGCUAUCUUGGCAUCUGUCACCCCAUUCGCACUCUCACUUUGGUGAAGCCACGCCAUGCCCACUUGGUCUGUAUUUUGGUCUGGAUAGCAGUCAUAGCCUGCUUGGUGCCCAAGCUGAUUUUCGUCACUAUUUCUCAGAGGGACAAUGACACUUUGUGUCAUGACACCAGUGGCCCGGGAGACUUUAACAGCUAUGUUACUUACAACUCGGUGGUAAUGGUGCUGCUGUUUAUUCUGCCCUUUCUGGUCAUCAUGAUUUGCUACUGUUUAAUGGCACGGGCCCUGUGCCAACCCAGAACGGGCCUGGCCCAAAGUCAACAGAGUGCUUCAUCCCGGAAGAAGUCCGUUAAACUUAUCAUAGUGGUGCUGAUUGUGUUUGCAAUCUGCUUUGUACCCUUCCAUAUCACCCGUUCCCUCUACUAUGCCUACCGUAUUCUAGACGCUAACUGUAAGUCCCUUAAUAUUGUCAACUUUGCUUAUAAAAUCACUCGUCCGCUUGCCAGCAUGAACAGCUGUUUGGACCCCAUCCUCUACUUCCUGGCGGGGGAUCAUUACCGCUCGAAACUCAUCAGAGUGUUCACGAGACAAAUGGCCAACACCCGAUCCACUGCGUAUGUGCACUCACCUCCUAAGAACAAUAUCGUACUGGUCUUUAAGAACCCAGAUGCCCAAGCCAACAAUGAAUCUAAACUGUAGUCAUGGAUUUGGGGUAUUUUUUUUUACAUGAUAUCCUUGAAGGCUGCCUCAAAAGAUUUUAGAGACCCCAUGUGUUCAGUGGCGACAGCCGUAUCUCUUGAAGCACUGAUACAUAAAUCUGAAAGAAGUCUGGACGGCGUUGUUGUAAACACUAAGGUGUAGAUGAAAGUAAAGGAGUUUCUCUGGAGAAGUGAUGUGGUUUGCUUUCUUUGUGUACUCCUAAUGUUUUUGCCAUCAAGUAUUAUCACUGGUAAUGUAAUGCAGCAACAGUGCAGCUCAUUUUAUAAAAGUACUGAUGGCCAGUUCACUCCUAUGGAUACCUUCAUCUGCUGAAACUGCUCACUGUUGGUCAAGGACAUAACAUGGCAGUGUGGAGCUACUGUCAAGACCAAAAACAAAACCCACUCUACAUGCCAGAGAUGGACUCUGGCCUGUGACUACUACUACAAAAAUGGUAACACAAUGCCUCUGUUUUCUAUUAUGUCUGAAGUUCCUGUUGAUGAAAAUGAAGGCUUGAAAUCCUCCUGUGAGAGAACUCAACUGUAGUUCCAUAAUUUUUCAUGAAUAAUUAUAAUGAUUCUUCUACCAAUUCCAAAAGAAUACCUACUUUACCACUUAUUUUUUUAUUUUUUCCUGAAUACUGGAAACAUUAUAAUUCAUAUAAAAUGAGGUAAGAUGCAAUGGAAAGUUCCAGUUAUUUGAACCUGAGAGACAACAUGAGAUACUGUGAUUGAAAAGGUGAAUGGUUGUGAGGGAGGCUGUAAAGUCAAAAAGCACAACUGCAGUUCUGCAGAUAUCCCCUCUUGGCUGCUUCAGCUGUUUUUGUCAUUUGGCAGAGGAACUGUUCAGCUGUGUAGCUGUACAUGUGUGUGAGCCAGUAUCAUAGUCAGUUGCUUAAUAAGAAAACAGUUGAACUAUUAAAAUAUAAAAUUACAUGUUCUCAAUUAUUAAAUCAACAUCUAUAGAAAGAAAGAAAUAUAAAUAUUUUUAUUUUAGUAAUUUGUGGCUCUUACAAGUGGAAAUUACUGUAAUUUGAAUCUGACCAUUUAGAAAUUAUCCAUUAGAUGGAAAAUGCAUUUAUAAGUAAUUGCUUUGACACAAGAUAAAUUAUACACUCAUAUUUAAUAUGAUUUAAACCAAUGGUUGUUCAAAUCCACAUUGCAUUUUCUAUUAGAAAUGGGUUUAUAAUGCAAUAUUGUUUGUGGUUCAUAAAAUGUAGAGUUCAAAAGUGUUUGUGCUAAUUUAAAAGUUAAAAAUUGAAGUUUAGAGUGUUUUUCUUUUAUCUUUUCAAAUGCUGAGUUCAUCAUCUUGGAGCAUCCUGUUGUUAACAGUGGUUUUCUAAGAUUCUUUUUUUUUAAUGUUUUGAAAAGCAGCACAUGGAAGGAUGUUCUGGGGUCUCUCAUGGAAAGGCGCUUCAUUUUUUCUUUUGGUCAGUAGAUGUCCCCAGUAGCAUUUUACAUUUUAAUGAUGAGAGCAUGGACAUCAUACCCUCAUCUGCCUGAACUCUCUAGCUAAUGGCUUUUUGACUUUAAUAAAUAGACCUGUUGGCUGCUUCUCUUGUUGUGGGAGAAAAGAUGGGUUGUUUGGGUCAUGAAUAGUUAAAGACACAAAAAUAACUUCCCGUCUUUUUUUUAACAGCCCACUAAAAUAACCCUGAAUGUUUGAAUUGCAUCAAGUCAGUCAAGGCUUAUGCACAAUACAGAUAUGUAAAUACACAAUAAAACUAUUCAUAUGGCCACUGAACUAUUACUUAUAAGUUAAGGGACUGUGUUUAAUAUGGAAAACUUCAAAACAAUUGUUAUAUUAGUGUUUCAUUAAAAGCUACACACAAACAACUAUCAAGUGCAGAUAAUUAAUUGCCACCACAGUUGGUGUUUUUUGAUUGUUGCCUAUGUGAGAAAGUCAUAUUUUUGUAUGUUUUUACAGUCAAAUAUUAUGCCCAAUAUCUAACACAUUAUAAUUUCAUUAUAAAGAAUAGAUAGUUUCAUAUGUAUUUUUCAUUGAUCAUCCUGAUCCUUCCUCCACAUAUGUUUCCCUCCCCCUCCCUCUCUCUGUGUUACUGUACUCCUACCCUCACAUCCUUGUGCUGAGAGCCACAGGGCCCAAGGACAGGGGGUGGGAGUCCCUGAUAAAGAAAUAAUGCCAUGAUCACUGCACUGCAUAACAAUACUUAUACGAGACAUCUAGCAGUAAAGAAUAAGAAAUUUACUCACUGCCUGUGAAGCCUGAUUUUUCCCAACAGUAGCAAUAAGUAACCAUUAUAUGUAUUAUUUUGUGUUGUACAUUGAGGUAACAAGGACUGUAACACUGAACAGAAUCAAUUUCUUUUGCUCAAGAAGCACUGUUUGCAAUUGAAUUGUUUUCGGUCUUUUUUUGUUUUUUUAACCAGCCAGUAGACGUUUUUGAAAGAACUUGUUAUAAUGUUUUCUGAAUGUAGAAUGAUAAUAACAAGUGUCCUAACCCUAACUACUUCAUUAUUAACAUUAAACAAUAAUAUAUAUUUUUCUUAUACUAGAAAAAAGAAAAAAAGUUUCUUCUGUAGAUGCUUAAUGCAAAUGUUUUUUUGUUUUUUUGUGUAUAACAUGUUGCUCUGUCCAUAACUGUUUGUCAAGAAUAUUUUCUCCACUGUAAGUGGCUUUUAAAAAUGUAGUAUAAUUUUACUAUACUCAGUUUAUAUAAUAUUUAUAAAGCAACAUUUUAACAUUUUAUAUAUAAAAUUAAAACAUUUCCUUCAAACUGGUUUUAAUUAGAACUAUUAAAACUUUAUUUAAUAUACUCAAUUUAUAUAUAUAUAUAUAUAUA
Myxocyprinus asiaticus (Chinese sucker) is the source of this 4277-nucleotide messenger RNA. Its product is annotated as P2Y purinoceptor 4-like. Gene Ontology annotation, molecular function: G protein-coupled UTP receptor activity; G protein-coupled purinergic nucleotide receptor activity. The record is from RefSeq and is a predicted model, not a curated record. The transcript is spliced from 2 exons. Gene Ontology annotation, cellular component: plasma membrane. Lineage: Eukaryota; Metazoa; Chordata; Actinopteri; Cypriniformes; Catostomidae. Bases 369 to 1475 code for a protein of 368 amino acids. Gene Ontology annotation, biological process: G protein-coupled receptor signaling pathway; transepithelial chloride transport.